CCGUCUAUGAAACCCGCCUGAACUUUGUAUCGAACUAUGUCUGGGCACUCAUUUCCAGACCCCGUAUUUGAGAGCCUUCUGGAGAAGCUUGCACACGUACUCGAAGUAGUGCAAAACUCCGAUUCCACGCUCGACCCACAAACACGGCAAGCCAUGUUCAAAGCUACUACUGCAUUUAAAGAUGGCCUUGUGAAAGCGAAGGAACUCGCGAAUACGCUCCCAGGAGGUGAGAUGCUCAUCAAGGACCAGGAUGACGUAAUCGCGAUGCUUGAGCAGCUGCGAGACCAAAAACGGGAUCAGCUUUCGAGAUUCUCAAGCCACGCUCUGUCUACGUCUGGUCCUCCUAAAGAUUCCCAAGUUAAGAUGGAGGUCGACUCGACAGCAUCAUCUCCCCACGAUUAGCAUUGUAUCUUUGGCAGCUUGCAUCACGCAAUGUAUUUUUAAAGGCUUGCAAGUUUAUCGUUGAAUAAUCGGAAAUUUACUGAAUUGCUUUUAAGCCG
This is a messenger RNA of Fomitiporia mediterranea MF3/22, 500 nucleotides long. RefSeq lists its product as uncharacterized. Gene Ontology annotation, biological process: regulation of transcription by RNA polymerase II. Gene Ontology annotation, molecular function: transcription coregulator activity. The transcript is spliced from 3 exons. Bases 37 to 402 code for a protein of 121 amino acids. NCBI's taxonomy places the organism in Eukaryota, Fungi, Basidiomycota, Agaricomycetes, Hymenochaetales, Hymenochaetaceae. The record is from RefSeq and is a predicted model, not a curated record. Gene Ontology annotation, cellular component: mediator complex.